AUGACCAGCACCGGGCGCAGUCUGCACCCGGCAGACACCGACACUGCUGUCCCUGGUAGCCGUCGCGAGCGGUCUCGCGACCCCCAGCAAGUUCUGCCGCCUGUCUGGGCACCUGGGUUUAUUUUUACCCCUUUGGCUCUGCAGGAUGCAGCUGCAAAGGUGACCUGCAUGGCUUGGUCCCAGAACAACGCCAAAUUUGCUGUCUGUACGGUGGACCGAGUGGUAUUGCUGUAUGAUGAACACGGAGAACGGAGGGAUAAAUUCCCUACCAAACCAGCGGACAUGAAGUAUGGCAGGAAGAGCUAUAUGGUAAAGGGCAUGGCUUUUUCUCCUGACUCCACUAAAAUUGCCAUAGGACAGACUGACAACAUCAUCUAUGUCUACAAGAUUGGAGAAGACUGGGGUGACAAGAAGGUUAUCUGCAACAAGUUCAACCAGACGAGUGCCGUCACUUGUCUGCAGUGGCCAGCGGAGCACAUUAUUAUCUUUGGCCUGGCUGAAGGGAAGGUUCGUUUAGCAAACACCAAAACUAAUAAAUCGUCUACCAUCUAUGGGACAGAGUCUUACGUGGUGUCACUGACAACAAAUUGCUCUGGGAAAGGACUUCUCUCUGGUCAUGCAGAUGGUACCAUUGUUAGGUAUUUUUUUGAUGACGAAGGCUCUGGAGAGUCACAGGGGAAGUUGGUGAACCACCCAUGCCCACCCUAUGCCUUGGCAUGGGCAGCCAACAGCAUCGUGGCUGCAGGCUGUGAUCGAAGGAUCGUGGCCUAUGGAAAGGAAGGCCAUGCACUACAAACCUUUGAUUAUAGCCGAGACCCUCAGGAGCGGGAGUUCACCACAGCUGUGGCAAGUCCUGGGGGCCAGUCCGUUGUGCUGGGAAGUUAUGACAGACUUAGGGUGCUCAACUGGAGCCCUCGAAGAAGCAUCUGGGAAGAGGCAAAGCCCAAGGAGAUCGCCAACUUAUACACUGUCACUGCCUUGGCCUGGAAGCGGGAUGGCUCACGGCUCUGUGUGGGCACACUCUGUGGUGGGGUAGAGCAGUUUGACUGCUGCCUCCGAAGGAGCAUUUACAAGAACAAGUUUGAGUUGACGUAUGUAGGACCUAGCCAGGUGAUUGUGAAGAACCUGUCAUCGGGAACCCGUGUGGUGCUCAAGUCACACUAUGGCUAUGAGGUGGAGGAGGUGAAAAUCCUGGGGAAGGAGCGCUACUUGGUGGCCCACACAUCAGACACACUGCUGCUGGGGGACCUGAACACUAAUCGCCUUAGUGAGGUGGCCUGGCAGGGAUCUGGCGGCAAUGAGAAGUAUUUCUUUGAAAAUGAGAAGGUGUGUAUGAUCUUCAAUGCUGGAGAGCUAACCCUGGUGGAAUAUGGGAACAACGAGGCCUUGGGUUCCGUACGCACUGAAUUCACAAACCCCCGCCUCAUCAGCGUUCGUAUUAAUGAGAGGCAUCAGCCAGGAAUGGAGGAUAAUAAGAAACUGGCCUAUCUUGUUGAUAUUAAGACUAUUGCCAUAGUGGAUCUGGUUGGUGGCUACAACAUUGGUACCAUCAGUCAUGAGAACCGUGUGGAUUGGCUGGAACUUAAUGAGACUGGACACAAGCUCCUCUUCAGAGACCGGAAAUUUCAUCUGCAUCUGUACGAUAUCGAAAGCUGCUCCAAGACAGUGGUCCUCUACUUUUGCUCCUUUGCACAGUGGGUCCCAGGAAGCGAUGUGCUGGUGGCUCAGAACCGAAACAACCUGUGUGUGUGGUACAACAUCGAGGCACCUGAGGGGGUCACCAUGUCCUCUAUUAGGGGUAAAGUUGUCGGUCUGGAGCGGGGCGGGGGAAAGACUGAGGUGAUGGUGACGGAAGGCGUGACUACUGUGGCCUACACACUGGAUGAGGACCUCAUCGAGUUUGGAACGGCCAUUGACGAUGGCAACUACACCCGGGCAACGGCCUUCCUGGAGACUCUGGAAAUGACCCCAGAGACGGAGGCAAUGUGGAGGAUCUUGAGUAAACUGGCACUAGAGGCAAGGCAGCUGCACAUUGCUGAGAGGUGCUUUUCUGCUUUGGGCCAUGUGGCAAAAGCUCAAUUCCUGCAUAAGACCAACGAGAUUGCAGAUCAAGUGUCCCAGGAAUAUGGUGGAGAAGGAGCUGACUUUUAUCAGGUCCGAGCGCGUCUCGCCAUGCUGGAGAAGAACUACAAACUGGCUGAAAUGAUCUUUUUGGAACAGAAUGCAGUGGAGGAGGCCAUGGACAUGUACCAGGAGCUGCACCGCUGGGAUGAGUGCAUCGCCGUCGCUGAGGCCAAGGGGCACCCAACCCUGGAGAAGCUUCGCCGCGAAUACUACCAGUGGCUGAUGGACACACAGCAGGAGGAGCGAGCAGGAGAGCUGCAGGAGAGCCAGGGGGAUGGGCUGGCAGCUGUCAGCCUCUACCUCAAGGCCGGGCUCCCUGCCAAAGCAGCUCGGCUGGUGCUGACCCGGGAGGAGCUGCUGGCCAACACGGAACUGGUGGAGCACAUCACGGCAGCCCUUGUCAAGGGCGAGCUCUACGAAAGGGCAGGGGAUCUCUUUGAGAAGAUUCGCAAUCCUCAGCGGGCACUCGAGUGCUACUGUAAAGGCAAUGCGUUCCUGAAAGCCGUAGAACUGGCCCGACUGGCCUUCCCCAUGGAGGUGGUGAGACUGGAGGAGGCCUGGGGAGACCACCUGGUGCAGCAGAAGCAGCUGGAUGCAGCCAUCAAUCACUACAUUGAGGCCAGGUGCUCCAUUAAGGCGAUUGAGGCUGCCCUGGGGGCCCGCCAGUGGAAGAAGGCAAUUUACAUAUUGGAUCUCCAGGACCGGAACACUGCGUCCAGAUACUAUCCUCGCGUGGCCCAGCACUAUGCGUCCCUGCAGGAGUAUGAGAUUGCUGAGGAGCUCUAUACAAAGGGAGACCGGACCAAAGAUGCCAUAGACAUGUACACCCAGGCAGGCCGCUGGGAGCAAGCCCACAAGCUGGCAUUGAAGUGCAUGAGGCCGGAAGAUGUGUCAGUGCUGUACAUCACCCAGGCCCAGGAGAUGGAGAAGCAGGGCAAGUUCCGGGAGGCGGAGAGGCUGUAUGUGACGGUGGAAGAGCCUGACCUCGCCAUCACCAUGUUCAAAAAGCACAAGCUAUAUGAUGACAUGAUCCGCCUGGUGGCAAAGCACCACCCGGAUCUCCUGAGCGACACGCACUUGCAUCUGGGCAAGGAGCUGGAAGCUGAAGGCCGACUACAGGAGGCCGAGUACCACUACCUUGAGGCCCAGGAGUGGAAGGCAACAGUGAACAUGUACCGUUCCAGUGGGCUCUGGGAAGAGGCCUACCGGGUGGCCAAGGCGCUCGGAGGAGCUAACGCCCACAGACACGUGGCCUAUCUGUGGGCAAAGAGCCUGGGUGGAGAGGCUGCAGUCCGACUGCUGAACAAGCUGGGACUCCUGGAAGCUGCUGUGGACCAUGCAGCAGACAACUGCUCCUUUGAAUUUGCUUUUGAGCUCACCCGGCUGGCCCUCAAACACAAGACCCCCGAGAUCCAUCUCAGAUACGCCAUGUACUUGGAGGAUGAGGGUAAAUUUGAAGAGGCUGAAGCUGAAUUCAUUAGGGCCGGUAAACCCAAGGAAGCAGUCCUCAUGUUUGUCCAUAACCAGGACUGGGAGGCAGCGCAGCGUGUGGCCGAGGCCCAUGACCCCGACAGUGUGGCUGAGGUGCUUGUGGGGCAGGCCCGGGGGGCCUUGGAGGAGAAGGACUUCCAGAAGGCGGAAGGGCUGCUGCUUCGGGCCCAGAGGCCAGGCCUGGCCCUCAACUACUACAAGGAGGCUGGAUUGUGGAGCGACGCCCUGCGUAUCUGCAAGGACUACAUGCCUGGCCAGCUGGAGGCCCUGCAGGAAGAAUACGAGCGGGAAGCUGCCAAGAAGGGGGCCAGGGGCCCCGAGGGCGUCGUGGAGCAAGCACGGCACUGGGAGCAGGCUGGGGAGUACAGCCGGGCCGUCGACUGCUACCUCCGCGUGCGGGACCCCGGAAGCAGCAGCCUGGCGGAAAAGUGCUGGCUGAAGGCAGCUGAACUCUCCAUCAAGUUUCUGCCUCCUCAGCGCAGUCUGGAAGUGGUUCGGACUGUGGGACCCCAGCUGAUUGGGAUUGGAAAGCACAGUGCAGCCGCAGAGCUCUACCUGAACCUGGACCUGGUCAAGGAGGCCGUCGACGCAUUCAUCGAGGGCGAGGAGUGGAACAAGGCCAAGCGUGUGGCCAAGGAGCUGGACCCCCGGUACGAAGACUACGUGGACCAGCGUUACAAAGAGUUCCUCAAGGACCAGGGCAAGGUGGACUCGCUGGUGGGUGUAGACGUGGUGGCUGCGUUGGACUUGUACGUGGAGCAGGGGCAGUGGGACAAGUGCAUCGAAACUGCCGCCAAGCAGAACUACAAGAUCCUGCACAAGUACGUGGCUCUGUAUGCGACUCACCUGAUCCGGGAGGGAGGCUGUGCCCAGGCCCUGGCCCUCUAUGUGCAGCACGGAGCCCCCGCCAACCCACAGAAUUUCAAUAUCUACAAGAGGAUCUUCGCUGACACGGUGAGCGCUCCUGGGACCAACAGCGCCGAGGCCUACCACGGCUGGGCGGAUCUCCGAGAUGUCCUCUUCAACCUGUGUGAAAACCUGGUGAAGUCCAGUGAGGUGAACUCUCCAGCUCAUGAGGAGUUCGAGACGAUGCUGCUGGUUGCUCAUUACUAUGCCACACGCUCCGCGGCCCAGAGCGUCCCACAGCUGGAAACCGUGGCGGCCAGGCUUUCUGUCUCGCUGCUGCGUCACACCCAGCUGCUGCCUGCAGACAAGGCCUUCUACGAAGCCGGCAUCGCGGCCAAGGCUGUUGGCUGGGAAAACAUGGCGUUCAUCUUCCUCAACCGCUUUCUGGAUCUGACCGAUGCCAUCGAGGAGGGGACUCUGGACGUCCUUGACCACUCCGACUUUCAGGACACAGACAUUCCUUUUGAGGUGGCACUCCCAGCCAAGCAGCACGUGCCGGAGGCCCAGCGAGAAGAGGUGCGGGACUGGGUGCUCACGGUCUCCAUGGACCAGCGGCUGGAGCAGGUGCUGCCUCGUGACGAGCGCGGCGCCUACGAGGCCUCCCUGGUGGCUGCGGGCACUGGGGUUCGGGCCCUGCCCUGCCUCAUCACAGGGUACCCCAUUCUGAGGAACAAGAUUGAGUUCAAGCGGCCAGGGAAGGCCGCCAGCAAGGACAGCUGGAAUAAGUUCCUUAUGGCCAUCAAGACCUCCCACAGCCCCGCGUGCCAGGACGUCCUCAAGUUCGUCAGCCAGUGGUGUGGGGGUCUUCCCAGCACCAGCUUCUCCUUCCAGUAGCCGGCGGAACCGAGGGAGGGUCGGGCCUUGUGUCAUUAAACUUUUGUACACACGUGA
Messenger RNA from Carlito syrichta (Philippine tarsier), 5412 nucleotides. It is a transcript of the gene IFT172, whose product is annotated as intraflagellar transport 172. Gene Ontology annotation, biological process: intraciliary transport. Gene Ontology annotation, molecular function: protein binding. Bases 1 to 5355 code for a protein of 1784 amino acids. Gene Ontology annotation, cellular component: ciliary basal body; intraciliary transport particle B; axoneme. The transcript has 48 exons. Lineage: Eukaryota; Metazoa; Chordata; Mammalia; Primates; Tarsiidae. The record is from RefSeq and is a predicted model, not a curated record.